Vidua macroura (Pin-tailed whydah) is the source of this 3187-nucleotide messenger RNA. It is a transcript of the gene PREPL, whose product is annotated as prolyl endopeptidase like. Gene Ontology annotation, cellular component: Golgi apparatus; cytoskeleton. Gene Ontology annotation, biological process: proteolysis. Gene Ontology annotation, molecular function: serine-type endopeptidase activity. The record is from RefSeq and is a predicted model, not a curated record. NCBI's taxonomy places the organism in Eukaryota, Metazoa, Chordata, Aves, Passeriformes, Viduidae.
CGGCCGGGCUAGGAAUGGAGCGGGAGGAGGGGCGCGGCCAUCUUUGCUAAGGGCAGCGCCGAGCGACUCUCGCCGGCCGAGGAAGCGCGGUGCUUUUCAGGCCCGGCACGGCGUGGGUGCGCCUCAAGACACGUCGCCUGUGGCCACCGCGCUUGGGGACGGGACUGGGUGUGGCACGGCGGCCACCCGGGAAAGCCGCGCCAGGGAGCGUGCCCGCCCCGCCGUGGUUCCGCGUCCCGGCGCUGACAUCAGCGGCGCUCGGGCGCCGCGGCUGCUGAAGCACCCUGCCGCCAUCUUAGUUACGGGCAGCGCCCCCGGAGCGCUGCCGCCCGCCCGGCAUCUGAUCCCGGACAGCCCCGGCCCAGCGGGAGCGGGAGGAGCGGCGGCAGCGCCACGGCGAGUCCUUGCGCGGGCCGCGGGCGGACAGACAGCGCCGGCGGGGAGCGGGGCCGCGCCGGGUCCAGGCGGACACGUGGGCCCGUCCCCUGCAGUGCUCCUGCGAACGGGGUUCAGCUCCCGCUGCCCGGGGAGCCUCGGGAGAGAGCGCGGGUUUGGUGUUAGAUGCUGGGGAACUGAGGGGGGGACGACUUCUCCAGACUUUCCCAGUAUUGUGUCCUUCAGCGUUUGGACGUGCGCUGUUGCAGCUCCCCUUCUCCUCGAAGUUUCACUGGAGUUGAACUUUGGGCCGCCCGGAAUGUUCAGGUUAAAAUGUGGGUGCCACUUGUUAACAAACAGACUAGUUUUACUUAUUUUCUUCUCAUUUGAUUUACCCAGUGAAUCAGACACUUUCUUUGAAAGAGGACGUUUAUGCUAUGUCUGUUUCCUCUGUGUGUAUGUGUAUUUACGCCUGCAGUUUACGUUAUGUAUAUUUCAGCACAAUGUAAAUGAUCGGCAGUUUGGGAUUCAGAAACUCCAGGCUGGCUGUCACAAGAUGAAGGUUAGGAUGUGCUGCGCUGGACUGCGGAAUCUUCUCCAAGGGCUGAGCUUCCGUGCCAAGUACUACUCAAAGCAUAACCCUCCUCAAACAGUGUGUCCUUACAGUAAAAUUGGACCAAAAAAGUGCCACAUCCUGGGCUGUUCAAAAAGUACAUGCAGCCACAGGACUGCACCACCUGGAAGCAUCCUGCCAUGCAGAUUCUUUUCCUGCAAGCAGAAAGGAACAAAAGUCCCUUCCAAAAGGAAGCAAAAUACAUCCAUAGUAACUUCAGACCUUUUGCACAAGAACCUUCUGAAAUCAGAGCAAAAAAACUGGAAUAACAUUUCACCAACAUACAAAGCUAUGACAAAAAGAAUCAAAGAAAAACUGGAAGAAUUGCACAACAUGUAUACACUCAAGUCAAGAAGCCCAAGGAUGAGGUUUGGAGAGAAUGUGUACUUUGAAGAGAAUGGCAGCAUAUUUCUUGCAAAGGCAGAUGAUGGUGAAGGAAAUGCUAAGAUUUUAUUCAGUGUUGAAGAUCUUGGCUUUUCUGAUGCCUUUAUUCAACGGAUCAGAAUUUCACCAGAUCAAAGAUACAUGGCCAUCAGCUUAAAAAGUGAAAAUUCUGAAGAGGCAAUCUGCAUUAUUAUGAAACUUGGUCAUCUUCCUUUUGUGGAAAAAGUAAUUCCAAGUGUAUUUAGCUUUGAGUGGGCUGCAAAUGAUGUUCUGUAUUACACAACUCAGAAGAACCUUAAAUGCCAGAAUGUAUUCAUGACCACUUUCACUGACCAGAAACAUACUAAGUUAGUUUAUACAGAACAAGAUGCAAGAUUCUUUGUAGACCUUUAUUGCACAAAAGACAGGCAUUUUCUCACUAUCAACAGCAACAGCAAGACAACCUCAGAAGUUUGGCUGGUUGACUGCAGACAUCCCUUUGAGUCACCUGCUCUUGUACAAGCACGAACCACGGGGGUCAUUUACCACAUCGAGCACAGAAAGGACCAGUUGUACAUUCUUACUACAUAUGGAGAGCCUGCAGAAUAUAAGUUGAUGAAGGCACCAGUAGCUUCCAGUGGCAAGGAGAACUGGCAGUUAGUUUAUGCACUGGAAAAGAAAACCAAGCUAGUAGACUUUGAGAUGUUCAGUGAUGACUGUAUUAUGUUCCUGAAGAAUGCUGGUCAUCUUUACUUAAAUGUGAUUUCUUUUGUUUCAUACUCAAUUCAGUCAAUAAAGCUACCUACGUGGGCCUGUGAAUUUGAAUUGGAAUCUCAUCCUGAACAUACCACCAGCACCUGCUAUUUUCAGCUCUCCUCCCCAGUACACCCCCCUAAGCGUUUUGCAUAUUCAUUUAAAGAAAAUAAUCUCAUUGAACAAGCUGUGCAAGAGGUACCAAUUAUUACGAAUUGUCACACUACACGUUUACUAGCUAAAAGCAAGGAUGAAACUUUGGUGCCAAUUACAGUUUUUCAUAAUAAGAAUUCUAAAGAACUACACAGGAGACCACUUCUAGUUCAUGUAUAUGGAGCUUAUGGCAUAGAUUUGAACAUGAGCUUUAAAGAAGAGAAGCUGAUGUUAAUUGAAGAGGGUUGGAUAUUAGCAUAUUGCCAUGUUAGGGGUGGAGGAGAGCAGGGCCUUAGCUGGCACAGAGAUGGAUGUCAGCAGAAUAAACUCAAAGGUCUCCAUGACCUCAGGGCUUGCAUCACGCUGCUGCACCAACUGGGAUUUUCUCAGCCUAAACACACAGCACUGGCAGCUGCCAGUGCUGGGGGAGUUCUUGCAGGAGCCCUGUGCAACACUGAUCCAGCACUGAUCAGAGCCAUGGUUUUACAGGCUCCUUUCAUAGAUGUUCUAAAUACAAUGAUGAAAACUCAUCUCCCACUGACAAUUGAGGAACAAGAAGAAUGGGGAAAUCCAUUAGAAGAUGAAAAAUGUAUGAAGUAUAUCAAAAGCUAUUGCCCAUACCAGAAUAUUAAGCCACAGUGCUAUCCAUCAGUUUUUAUCACGGCAUAUGAAAAUGAUGAACGGGUAACACUACCAGGAAUUUUACAAUAUGUUCAGAAACUCAGGAAGGCUGCACUAGAUCAUGCCAGCAGAACAAGUAAGAAAGGAAAUUGGAUUCCUAAUAUCAUCCUAGAUGUCCAGGCAAACGGCAGUCAUUGUGAUUCAUCCUGGGAGCACUCACUGAAUGAGGUUGCAAGACACCUUGCUUUUCUGAACAGAGAACUUGAGGAAGUGUGCCAUCCCCAACAUCACAGCAAAUCCCGCAAGUAA